UGGUGAGGAGAGAGCAGGAGGAGGAGGAAGAGGAGGAGGGGAAGAGAUAAGUGAUCUAAAGGGGAGACGAUAGGACAAGAAAGUGAUGAUGAUGAAUACAUUGGAAAGUUUUUUGGCCCCGGCGAGGGUGUCAGAUUGAAUGGCCUGUGCGCAUGUGCGAAGGUGUCCAAACUGACAAUGCUGGUGAGAUGAAGAUAGUGUUGUUGCUGCUUCUGGGCUCACGGAGGACGACGAGAGGAAUCUACAAGCCGACAAGAUGAGAUCCAAGGCGAGGGCGAGAAAACUGGCCAAAAAUGACAGUGAGCCAGUGGACAGCAUGUACGACACAGAAGCCGACCUCCCGGGUUUAGCAGGCGGAGGUGGUGCCGACAGCCCAGAAGACGACGCAGAAGACGGCGUCAUCAACAUGUCCCCCCUUCCCUCACCGACUCCUUCACAUCCAAACAACAACCACCACCACCACCUGCUGCACCCCCACAUCUACGCCACCCACCACCAUCACCACCACCACCUUCACAACAGCAGCAACAGCAGCAGCAAUGACCAGGACUUCACCACACCCAAGGAAGGCUCGCCAUAUGAGGCACCCGUCUACAUUCCCGAUGACAUUCCCAUUCCAAGCGAACUGGAACUGCGGGAGUCCUCUGUGCCAGGUGCCGGCCUGGGCGUUUGGGCCAAGACCCGCAUCUGUGCCGGCGAGAGGUUUGGUCUGCACAGCACGCUGCAUCACGAGGCCACGGGCAAAGACAGCUCCUUCGGAUGGGAGCAGAUGAUGAACGACCAUGACGAAGCCUCCCCUGACAGCUGCAUCAAAAAGGUGGUGGACGACAUGGGCAAUGUCAAGUUUGCGCUGGACACAGGCCCAGAUGCUACCAGUAACAGCUGGCUCAAAUAUGUCCGCUCUGCCCCGUCAUUUGAGGAGCAGAACCUCGCAGCCUGUCACCUCACCGGAGACCAGAUUUAUUACAAAGCUGUCCGGGACAUUGAAGCAGGGGAGGAGCUCUUAGUGUAUAUGAAGGACGGUAUUUUCCCCGAGGGAUCCAUGGCACCCAACCUACAAGACGAGCAGAUGUACCGCUGUGAAGACUGUGAUGAGCUGUUCUCCUCAACACUUGAGCUGCGGCGGCACCAGAAAUAUUCGUGCUCCAGUACCGGCUCUAUCUUUGAAACACUGAGAGAGGACUUCAAACAGGAACGCGAGGACAGCGACGAGCCCGUCCACGAGUGUAAAGACUGUGAGAAGAUCUUCCCAAAUGAGUACAGUCUGGGCCAACACAUGAUAGUCCAUACAGAGGAGAGGGAGUACAAGUGUGACCAGUGCCCCAAAGCCUUCAACUGGAAGUCCAACCUCAUCCGUCACCAGAUGUCACAUGACAGUGGCAAGCGCUUUGAGUGUGAAAACUGUGAUAAGGUACAGCAUACCCGGCACGUAUUCACAGAUCCCAGCAACCUUCAGCGCCAUAUCCGCUCCCAGCACGUGGGGGCACGCGCUCACACGUGUCCUGAGUGUGGCAAAACUUUUGCCACCUCGUCAGGCCUCAAGCAGCAUAAGCACAUCCACAGCAGUGUCAAACCCUUUAUCUGCCCUGAUGGGCUGCGUCUUUUUGCUCCCCCAGGCGAGGUGUGCCACAAAUCCUACACCCAGUUCUCCAACCUCUGCCGCCACAAGCGUAUGCAUGCUGACUGCCGCACCCAGAUCAAGUGUAAGGACUGCGGACAGUUGUUCAGCACUACCUCCUCCCUCAACAAGCAUCGCCGCUUCUGUGAGGGCAAAAACCAUUACGGCUCUCCAGCAGGGAUGUUCAAUCCUGGUAUCCCCAUGAGCUCCAGCCCUAUCAUUGCCAAGGCCAAGUCCCACCAUCCCCACCUCCCUGGUCUAAACCAGUCAGGUUUAGGCUUUACUGACUACUUUCCCUCCCGACCUCACCCUCACGCUGGCUUGCCCUUCUCACCGGGACCUCACAGCUUCCCAUCCCUCCCUCACGGUUUCCCAGGUAUCUUCUCACCAUCACUGUAUCCACGACCACCUUUAUUGCCGGCUAGUCCAUUGCUAAAGAGCCCACUGGGCAGCAGUAGUCAGGAAGUGAAACUGCCUCGGAGUCCCCUAGAUGCCCCUCCACUGUCCCUGGUUAGCUCCACAAACAGCAAUGGUGGUAACAAUUUCGGUCCACUGGAAGAUAAAGAAAAAGAGAACAAACUAGAUUUGUCUUCUGGAGAAGCCAAGCCAAAAUCUAAGAUGGCAGACAUGUCUGACGGUAGUGACCUUGAAGACGUUAAUACCACGAGUGGGACAGAUUUGGACACCACUACUGGUACUGCUUCAGGUGAUGGUUCUGACCUGGAGAGCGAUGGAGAGAGUGAACGUGAGCGAAGUGGUAAAAGAAGAAAGCCGUCUGGGGCUGUAUCAAGUCAAGAAGGCCACCAGUUAGAAGACACGAACAGUGCGUUGAUAUCAGCCGUGUCUAGUUCGGGGAACUUCUCUAGUGAUCGUCCCUUUUUCUCUUCUGCAUCAUCGCAGCACUCCUUCUUCCCUCCGCCUGAUGAGCAAGCCCUCCCGCCCACCCACACAAAUGCCAAUGCAGCCACAACAGAUUCCAUCAAAGCCAUUGCCUCUAUUGCUGAGAAAUAUUUUGGUCCAGGUUUCAUUGGUCUUCAUCAGGAUAAGAAGAUGGGUCCAUUGCCCUACCAUUCCAUGUUUCCUAUCCAGUUUCUGCCCAACUUUCACAACUCCCUCUUUCCCUUUAGCCCUGAUCGAGGUGCCCUCAACAAUAGCAUGUUCUUCAAGGCAGAGCCCAAGUCACCUCGUGAGCAGCUGCACAAGAUGGUGUCUGGUGCCCCAGGAGCUCCUGCUUCCACAGGGGAGUCACCAUUUGAUCUCACCACAAAACCCAAGGAGACCAAGUUAGCUCCUCCCACCCCAACAAACCCCUCAAACCCCAACAGUAGUACCGGGAGCAGUAGUGGACCUUUAGCAAUAUCUAGCAGUGAAGAACAGCCAUUGGACCUCAGCAUUGGCGGCCGGAGCCGAGGUGGUCAUAAUGGUGUGGCAGCUGAGCCGCAAACUAGAAAGAACCACAUCUUUGGAGUCGGAAAGGGGGUCUCCAUCAAGGACGAAACUCCACCUGGGUUUCCACACCCCCAUUCCCAGUCGCUGCACCAAUCCUCCAUCGCCCAGCACCAGCAGCCCCAGGCACAGCCACACCAGCCACCACCCCUGCACUACGCCAAGCCCUCAGCAUUCUUCAUGGACCCCAUAUACAGCAGGGUGGAGAAGAGGAAGCUACUUGAUCCCGUAGGAGCUCUGAAGGAAAAAUUCCUCAGGCCGUCACCACCACUCUUCCAUCCGCAGAUGUCAGCCAUGGAGAACAUGACAGAGAAGCUGGAGAGCUUUGGCGCUCUAAAACUGGACACUCCGCCCAAUUCACUGCAACACUCAGCUCAUCCACUGUUCAACUUCCGCUCACCACCACCUUCCCUCUCAGACGCCAUCCUCCGCAAGGGCAAGGAGCGUUACGCCUGCAGGUACUGUGGGAAAAUCUUCCCUCGUUCAGCAAACCUCACCAGACACUUGCGGACACACACAGGGGAACAACCCUACAGGUGUAAAUACUGUGACCGCUCAUUCAGCAUCUCAUCAAAUCUUCAACGCCAUGUUCGCAACAUCCAUAACAAGGAGAAACCCUUCAAGUGUCACCUGUGCAACCGCUGCUUUGGUCAGCAAACCAACCUCGACCGCCAUCUCAAGAAGCACGAGCAUGAGAACAUUCCUGUGAGCCAACAGUCCGGGAUGCUUUCCAACCUAGGAACCACCAUCUCCUCCCCAAACUCCGAGCCAGACAAUCAUGCACUUUUAGAUGAGAAGGAGGACUCGUACUUCUCAGAAAUCCGCAACUUCAUUUCCAACAGUGAGAUGAACCAGGCCUCCAGCUCCACGGAUAAGAGAUCAGACCAGGCUGAAGAGGAACGCCCACCCAGUCACAGUUUGUCCAACUCCAAGCUAGGGCUCCAGGGGCUGGAGGAGGAAGAAGAGGAAGUGGAGGGCGACGAUGAGGAGGAGGAGGAAGGCAGCCUGACGGAGAAGUCUCACGACGAGGCGCCAGAGUCUCCGUCUCCCGUCACAACAGGAGUGUAUGAGGAGGACGAGGAGGAGGAGGAGACGGAGACAGCUCCUUUAGCUAUGAGCUAUGAACACACUCGCAGGCUUAUGCAAUGAUGCUGUCUCUUUCGGAGAACAACCCUUUGCACGCGCCCUCCCAGAACUCUCUGGACGCUUGGCUGAGCAUGGGAGGUGGACCGUCUGAGACGAGCAGCUUUCACCCGCUCAACCACAUCUAGAUGAGAGAGAGAGGAAGUGGGAGGAAGAGUAGGAGGAACAUUAGUUUCCCAAAUGGAUAGAAACGAGACUGAGUUGACAUGAGUAGUAAAAAAAAACCUGGAGGCCGGAGAAGAAUUCAGUGUCACAUACAUUCAAGAUAGAAAGGAUACGUUUGUGAGGAUGUGUGUGUGUGUGUGUGUGUGUGUGUGUGUGUGUGUGUGUGUGUGUGUGUGAGAGAGAGAGUGAGAGAGAGGGAGGAGGGAGAGAUUGUCCCUAGGUGAGGCGUCUCGCAAGACUCUGUCAAAAAGAAAGCACUGCUAAGCUCCUGUUGAUGUGAAGGACAUGAUGAAUGCUUCUCAACAGCAUUAAAACUCUGCAUUACGCUGAUCCUCCCCAAGUCCACAAGGCUCACUCCAGCACCACAGAGACCCUAUGUAAGGCUCUCAUGAAGACACUUAAUGACUAGUACGUCUCUAAAGUCUGUGUACACCGCCUACUACAAGCACUGCAGCAUCAGCACUGCAUUAGCACUGCAUGUCCACAAGCUGGUGCUGUUUCACCAGGAACAUAGUGGGCGCGUGCACUAUUGUCUCCAGGUUUCCCCCACCCAAUCAAAGGCGACUCAUUUACUGAUCUUGUUUCAGUUGUAACUGCAGAAUCAACAAUAGCACCACACUAAAUGUUACUUGAGAAAAUGGCGGUUCCUGUAGACUGUUGAUUUUUGAAUGAUUCAAUGGAGAAUGAUGUUCAAUGUUCAAAUGUGCACAGCAACUGGUGAUUUCGAUGAGCUAUCUGGGACACUAGCCAUUGUAAUUGGUUACCCAAUUUGAUCAUGCUGAAAAUGAAUUUAAAUCAUACUCAAAAAAAAAAAAAAAAAAAAAAAAAAAUGAGGAAAGUCUUUCUCUGCUUGUUUAUUUCAUCGUCAUGUGUUAAUUUUAUUUACUUUCUCUCCUCUUAGAUACCACAGUAUUGUUUUGUUGUAGGCACCACAGUGCUAAAUUGUUAAUAUAAUUAUUUUAGAGAAGGACCAAAAUUGUAUGAUAUUGUCAUAUGAUGUACAAAAUAACCUAGAUGUUCAUAGCAAGAGUGGUAUGUGCCAAAUAACCCAUAGAAAAUGUUUUGUUCUCUGACAAUCAUUUCAUUUCCAAGGGGCUUGCAUUUACUGUCAUAGUUUUUUUUUCUUAUUACGCUCUUAUAUAUUUGAUUUCCGAAGUGUGUAUGUAUUUAUUUUUGGUUGUUUUGUCAUGACUGGAGGAGUGAAAAUGAAGACAUGUCAUUUUAUCCCUCUUUUCUUGAUACUGAAGGAAUGAACGCCCGUCAGAACGUGAGGGAGAUUCUGAAUCUCUGGUUUUGAUGCGUCAGUGUGCCAAAAUGGAAAGAACCCAUGAAAUUAACUGUUUUUAUUUAUAGUGAAAGAUAGCUAUAGUUAGCUUUAGAUCCUAUUUGGCAUCAUAAUGUCCUUCAGUGUUUAGUUUUUUUUUUUUUUCUUGUUUCAGUUCAACCAUUUUACCCAGUAUGCUGAACAUGUCAUGUUCACAUUGGUUUAGUGUUAUGUGGAGGCAGACGUGGACAACUUUCACUAUGACUGUCAGAAAAGGGCAUUACAUUGUCAUAUUUUUGAAUCUGACUAGUUUCCACCACAUCAAGCUCCCUUUCCCCUCUGUUUUCAUUAGAGGCAUUUCGUGUAAACAAUGACUAUUCCUUUUUAAAUUAGUUGUCCUGUAUUACAUGGUCCAAAAGUCUAAAACACAGUCACGUCUGCAUGAGCAUCUAAAUUUCGCGACAUUGGAGCGAUAACAUCACUGGUCAUGUAAGAAUGAAGGCAAGGACUCAUGAAAGCGAAAAAAGAUAAAAAAAAAAAAGUAACCACAGUUAAAAUGGACACCUGAAUUGUAGUGGUUGGUCCUUCAACACAUGCCAAGCAAUGUUAAUGCUGGACAGAGAAAACAGAAACACUUGAUCAUGACUUAACUUUGUAUUCCUUGAUCUCCUUCUGAGGUCAUACUAAAAACUCAUUCCAUGUGGUCUACAAGGUAGCUGUGCCGUGGAGGGCAUGAGUCAUUUACUGUAGAUAACUGUAGAUAGCUGCAGGAGCAGAGGGGGUGAGCAUUGUUGAUCAUGGUUGCCUUCGUCCUCUCUGCGUACUGGGACUCUCAGAACUAGGCCUGAUGCUGUAUUUUCAAACUAGUACUUAAACCAUAUGGGUCCAAGCCAUAAAUUGAUCAGGCUUAGGUCUCCAGAACGUACAACACAUUUUCACUUUCAAUAGAUGAGCAACUUGAGCUCGACAUGGAGAGAAGAGAAAAAUUGGAAACAGAAGCACUGUAAUUUUUAUUCAUGACAGCAGGUGGUGGUGUGAUGCUGGGACUGCUGCAUCAUCUCAUUUUUUCUAAAGACAGAAGUCUUUUUUUUUUAUAUAUAUAUAUAAUUCUACUGAAUGAGAUUUCAUUCAUGGUUAACACAUUGUUUUCCCAAGUCGUGGUUAUAAAAUGUAAAGACUUGGGUUGCUAAGUUUUUAGGUUGACUGUAUGUAGUAAUUCAUGUCAUGGACUACUGUAAUAAGUACGCGCUGUGUAAAGCAAAGGAAUUGAAGGCAUUGAAGUAUUCCAUUUUGCCGACUUCAGAAAGUAUUCUGGCAGAUGGUCGCUGAAAUAUGUUUCAGCAUAAUAGAACAUGGUUGCUGUUUUCCCCCCACUGUUACAGGAGAAAGUAAAAAUAUACAUAUUGUUUCUUUUUAACUGUAUAGUAUUUUAAAGAAUGAAAAACAAUGGUGCAUUUGUCUGAAGAAAAAAAUCAUUGAAAAAUAUGGGUUUAAAUGGAUGGUGCUUGUUUUGUUUGAAUCUGAGUUGUAUAUCGCCUCUGUUAUGUUUAUUGAAAACAAACAAACAAACAAAAAAAAGAUAUUGUGCAUGACGUGUUUAGCAGUCAUAAUGAUGUCCAUUUGUGAAAUGUGUAUCAAAUCAAAAAAUGAGAAAAAAAAGAAAAGAAAAGAAAAAAAUAAAUCCGUAGAUGCACUUAUUGUACAUGUGGUUAGUUUGGUAGGUUUGACUUCAAGUUCUUGACUGCCUUACAGAUGUUUGGGCAGGUGGCUCUGAAAGACGUUAGAAAAGACUUGUGGGAGAAGACAUAAUGAAAAACAUUAAAGGAUUGUAGAAUAAUAUUGAACAAUUCUGAAAAUUGCAGUUCUUUUGAUGCUUGUGAUUAUUGAAGAUGUACUUUAGAGAAAUUUCAUUGAAAAGAUAUGACUCUGAUGUUAAUUCUGUAGAAUAGCAAUGUAUACCAAAUGUAAUCUUUCCAAUGCUAUGAAGAAUUUAUACAUGAAAUUGAUAUGCAAUAAAACCUGUGUGCUUUUUA
Epinephelus fuscoguttatus (brown-marbled grouper) is the source of this 7669-nucleotide messenger RNA. RefSeq names its product PR domain containing 16 (gene prdm16). Gene Ontology annotation, biological process: regulation of transcription by RNA polymerase II. The coding region runs from base 257 to 4213 and encodes 1318 amino acids. The transcript has 16 exons. Gene Ontology annotation, cellular component: nucleus. Gene Ontology annotation, molecular function: protein binding; histone H3K9 methyltransferase activity; RNA polymerase II cis-regulatory region sequence-specific DNA binding. Lineage: Eukaryota; Metazoa; Chordata; Actinopteri; Perciformes; Serranidae. The record is from RefSeq and is a predicted model, not a curated record.